This is a messenger RNA of Lepisosteus oculatus (spotted gar), 953 nucleotides long. The record is from RefSeq and is a predicted model, not a curated record. Lineage: Eukaryota; Metazoa; Chordata; Actinopteri; Semionotiformes; Lepisosteidae.
GUUUACACUUUGUUCGAAGCCCUGGAAGAGGAAGAAACACCGAGGGCAAAUUGAGCUCUCUUUCCUCUUUUUUAAGAUGUCAGGGAACCUCGAGGCUCCAGUCAAGAAGACCUCCAGGUCCUUGUCUUCGAUCCCUGAAAAAAAAUUAUUCUGGAAAAGAGACCGAAUUGCAUUCUGCUCAUGGAGGACUAAGAAAAAUGUUUUAAAAUACGGGGAGCCAAGUUCGUCACCUUGUGCGCUGGACCCAGAGCCUUCUUCCUCAACAUGUGUACCUGUUCGCUGCCCUGACCCGGGAGCUGGCACUGAGAGACCCUGCUCUAGCGACGAAGGUUCCCCGGCAGGAAUGGCAGUCAGCUUGGGGGAGGAGGCAGAGAGCAAGGCAGCGGAUGUGACUGGCCAGGACCCCGGGGAAGGCUCUUCUGUGAGGCUGGUGCAGAAAGGCAGAGCAAGCGCAGAGGCUGGACAGGACGGGCGCACCCUUCCGCUGCGUGCGGGCAGCUCCGGCUCCGGCAGGAGGAGAGUUUUUUUCACCUCCGGGCGCCUGCCCUUCGGGAGAGAAAGAGCAGGGGGGAUCUUGGGCCGCCGGUCUUUAAAUACCUCUCCGGGGGCGUCCACACGCGCAGCGUUCCCCCCAGUGUGUCUUAAAGACACGCAGUCCCGCCCCCGGGAGGCAGCCUCCUCUAUGAAGAGAGUGUGGUGCUGUGUUUCCUGGGGGCGCUGCUGCCCCUGCUUGUGAAGGACAGCACAAGGGCCCGAGGGCCUGCCGUUCCAGGGAAAGGCAAGCACAGAUCACAACGGAGCUGAGACAUCUAACCCAGCACCCCGAAAGACCCAGCUUCUUCCCCGGAAGCAGUCCCAUGGCCAAGUGCCCUUCUGUCCCCAGAAGACAGCACUCACAUUAAAGUCAACAGCUGACCGUUCUGAUAGAACAGUCCCGGUAUUCAAAAGAUUUA